Orycteropus afer afer is the source of this 2293-nucleotide messenger RNA. RefSeq names its product tetratricopeptide repeat domain 39C (gene TTC39C). Lineage: Eukaryota; Metazoa; Chordata; Mammalia; Tubulidentata; Orycteropodidae. The record is from RefSeq and is a predicted model, not a curated record. Gene Ontology annotation, biological process: otolith morphogenesis; cilium assembly. Gene Ontology annotation, molecular function: protein binding.
CUCCCGCGCUCCCCGCGCUCGGCUCGGGGCAGGUAGAGCCAGGAAUCCCGGCCCCUGGCGCGCCGGCCGCAGCAGCUGACCCGCGACCCUCGCCCCAGACCCGCGCAGUCCCUUGCGCGCCCAUGGCCGGCUCGGAGCAGCAGCGGCCGCGGCGGCGGGACGACGGAGAUUCGGCCGUGGCAGCGGCGCCCCUGCAGGACGCGGAGCUAGCCCUGGCCGGCAUCAACAUGCUGCUCAACAACGGCUUUAGGGAGUCAGACCAGCUUUUCAAACAAUACAGAAAUCAUAGCCCGUUAAUGAGUUUUGGAGCCAGCUUUGUCAGUUUUUUGAAUGCCAUGAUGACGUUUGAGGAAGAGAAAAUGCAGCUAGCCUGUGAUGACUUAAAAACUACAGAAAAGCUGUGUGAAAGUGAAGAGGCUGGAGUAAUUGAAACAAUCAAGAAUAAGAUCAAGAAGAAUGUUGAUGUCCGAAAAUCUGCCCCCUCCAUGGUUGAUCGGCUUCAGAGGCAGAUAAUCAUAGCUGACUGUCAAGUUUACCUGGCUGUGCUUUCAUUUGUGAAACAAGAAUUAUCAGCAUAUAUAAAAGGUGGGUGGAUCCUCAGGAAAGCCUGGAAGAUUUACAAUAAAUGUUAUCUGGACAUCAAUGCCCUUCAGGAGCUGUAUCAGAAGAAGCUAACUGAAGAGCCCUUAACUUCUGAUGCUGCAAAUGAUAAUCACAUUGUGGCUGAAGGGGUGUCUGAGGAGUCUCUAAACAGACUGAAAGGUGCUGUUAGCUUUGGAUAUGGCCUUUUUCACCUUUGCAUAUCCAUGGUGCCCCCAAACCUGCUCAAAAUCAUCAACCUGCUGGGUUUUCCUGGAGACCGCCUACAGGGGCUUUCUUCACUGAUGUAUGCAAGCGAAAGUAAGGACAUGAAGGCCCCUUUAGCUACAUUAGCUCUUCUCUGGUAUCACACUGUCGUCCGCCCUUUUUUUGCCUUGGAUGGCAGUGACAACAGAGCAGGUCUGGAUGAAGCUAAGGAAAUUCUUCUCAAAAAAGAAGCUGCUUAUCCAAACUCUUCUCUCUUUAUGUUUUUCAAGGGACGAAUACAACGAUUAGAGUGUCAAAUCAACAGUGCCUUGACUUCCUUCCACACUGCUUUGGAACUUGCAAUAGAUCAGAGAGAAAUUCAACAUGUGUGUCUGUAUGAAAUUGGUUGGUGCAGCAUGAUCGAGCUGAACUUCAAGGAUGCAUUUGACUCCUUUGAGAGGCUAAAAAACGAGUCCAGGUGGUCCCAGUGCUAUUACGCCUAUUUAACUGCAGUAUGUCAGGGAGCCACUGGUGAUGUGGAUGGGGCACAGAUUGUCUUUAAAGAGGUUCAAAAACUCUUCAAAAGGAAAAACAAUCAGAUUGAACAGUUCUCAGUGAAAAAGGCAGAGAGAUUUCGGAAACAAACGCCAACCAGAGUGCUCUGUGUGCUGGCAUCUAUUGAAGUGUUAUACUUGUGGAAAGCCCUUCCAAACUGUUCCUUUCCCAACCUACAGAGGAUGAGUCAAGCUUGCCAUGAAGUGGAUGAUUCAUCUGUUGUUGGAUUAAAGUAUUUGCUUCUUGGUGCCAUACACAAAUGUCUAGGAAACUCAGAGGAUGCUGUUCAGUUCUUUCAGAGAGCUGUUAAAGAUGAAUUAUGUCGUCAGAAUAACUUGUAUGUUCAGCCCUAUGCUUGCUAUGAACUUGGCUGUCUUCUGUUAGACAAACCAGAGACAGUAGCCAGAGGCAGAACUCUACUCCUUCAGGCAAAGGAGGACUUCUCUGGCUACGACUUUGAAAACAGAUUGCAUGUGCGCAUCCACGCUGCUCUGGCCUCUUUGAGGGAAUUGGUUCCUCAGUGACAGAUCCGAAGUUCCUGCUCUGUCCCUUCCCACCCAGGUUCUGCACUUUAAAAUCAAAGCAGAGGACACAGCUCUUGUGAAGAUCAGCUUUUCUUCUGAAAGCCACCUGUGCCAGAGACACAUUUUCCAGUUAGGCUGACAUGUUAAAACCUCCUCUUUUAAAAAUAUAGCUACAGAGUAAUAAUAGUAACAACAAUAAUAAAAACCUGGUGAGAGGGUUAAGUGACCUCGUUCACAUAUUUUACUUUUGUGAUUUAUUAUUUUUAAAAUAAAAUCAAGCUAAAUAUUCAAUCUGUGAUCUUGUAGGAAAACUUACCUUAAGCACACAUCUGACUGGGUAUAAUGAAGAAAGACUAUAAAGUCAAUAAUAUCAAGAUACAGCAUUUAUAUUGUGUUUAAUAAAAAUAAAAGUGCUUUUUAGUGUUUUA